GCUGUGUCAUCCUAUGCUGACGACGAUGGCGAGCGGAGGUCGACACACGUGCUCCGCCAAUGACGACGACCCCGCCGCCGCAGUGGCCCCCGACGAGGACGAGGAGGGGGAGGACCUCUACAACGACAACUACCUCGAUGAUUACCGAAGGAUGGAUAGCAUGAACAGUAUGAGUCAGUUAGUUUAGAUGAUUCACUUAAGAUGAGAGGAAUCUUGAUGAAAUCAUGGCUGAUCGAAGGGCCGCGGAAGCAGAGCUUGAUGCAAGGGAUGUGAGGUCUGGUACAGCAGCUGGCAGGAAAUUGCCACAGAUGCUUCACGAUCAGGAUACAGAUGAGGAUAUGAAUUCAGGCGUCCAAAAAGGCACAGGGCUAGUUUUAGGCCACCAAGUGGAUGAAGAACACCAAGAAGUGAUGAUGAUAGUGAUGGUGCCACUCCUAGUUCACCUGGAAGAUCUCAGCGUGGAAUGUAUUCUAGUGGUGAUGUGCCUAGACUGAUCAGGAGCCUCUGCUGUUGGUCUUACUGCUGUGGUUCACAAGGAUCCAGUAACACGAGAAUGGACAAUUGAGGGAGGUGCACUAGUCCUUGCUGAUCCCCAUUUGCCUUAUUGAUGAAUUUGACAAGAUGAAUGAUCAAGAUAGGGUAGUAUUCAUGAAGCUAUGGAGCAACAGAGUAUCAGUAUGUCAAAAGCAGGAAUUUGCAGUGUAAUUACUGCAGCAAACCCAAUAGGGGGAAGGUAACUUCAGUGCAGGAUAUUGUUGAUCCAUUUACAGAUGAAAUGCUUGCAAGGUUUGUUGUGGAUAGUCACACCAGAUCUCGACCCAAGGGGGCUAACCUUGAAGACAGGAUUCCAACAGAUGUGGAUGAUGAUCCACUGGCCUCUGUAAGAGAAGCUAAUCCAGAUGUCAACCGUACUCUGUCUACAAUGUUGAGGGCUGUGCUGAAAAAGAAUCUGAAAAUGUGGGAAGAAUGCCUUCCACAUGUUGAAUUUGCUUAUAAUAGGGCAGUACAUUCAACAACAAAUUUUUGCCCCUUUGAAAUUGUUUAUGGUUUUAAACCACAUACACCCAUGGAUCUUUUGCCUUUACCAUUGCAGGAACAAGUUAACAUGGAUGCUGCAAAGAGAUCAGAAUUUAUUAAGAAGCUACAUGCUGAUACAAGAAGGAAUAUAGAGAAGAAAUCUGCACAGUAUGUAAAGCAAGCAAACAAGGGUAAGAAGAAAGUUACAUUCUAGCCCGGUGACCUAGUGUGGUUGCACUUGCGCAAGGAUCGAUUUCCCCAACAACGCAAGAGUAAGUUAUCUCCACGAGGUGAUGGUCCAUUCCAGGUCUCCAAAAGAUAAAUGAUAAUGCUUAUAAAAUUGAACUACCGCCUGAAUAUUCCAAUGUGAGCCCACCAUUCAAUGUCAAAGAUUUGCUUCCAUUUGUUGGUGAGUCUAAGUCGAGGACGACUCCUUCCCAAGAGGGGAAAGCUAAUGAGGACAUCCCCUAGUAUCCAGUCUUCUCCACAUCCUAAUGAAGAUGCAUCUGAUAUAGUGGGUCCAACUACAAGGAGCAGAGCCAAACAAUUGGAGAAGGAAAUGCAUUCUCAGGUGAACGCUAACCUUAUGUUAAAUAAUCAUUUCAGUACUUGUUUUCAUGUUCUUAGGAAUGAUGGAGGGCAUGAACGCGCAUGGGAUGAUGAUGGAUUCUGCCCGCCAAAUAUAUGCAAGGAACCUGGACGUGCAUCAGAAAGGAAAUGCCAUUCAGCUACAAUGAGUACCAGCCGUUGAAGUGCAAGCAAAUAUUCAGAAGUUAGAAAUGCAUGCAACCAGCAACUGGGUUGCUGUCCACACACGCUGCAGCAUUCAUGCAGAGAAUACCAACCAGCCAUGCAUCCUACUAGGCUUGGUUAUUAAUAAAAGUAGUGCUGCAACUUCCCACUACAUGUUCUCAAUUAUUUUCCACCAAGCUGAAACUCCACUAGUGCUAUAUAUAUCCCUGUAAUGAAGGACGUGAACAGUAACUCGUGAUUGCAAUUUCAGAAACACAAACUCUUUGAGUUCUUCUUUCCACGUGAGUCUUGAGAGGCUUGCAGACUUGUUCUUUCGAUUCCUGAGGGAGUUGUAGAACGCCGAACUGCGGUUCACCCAGUUUGUGCCUUCAUGUCUUUACGCGUGAUUGCGUGGGCUGGCUUCAUCGGUACGUGGAAGGGUGAUUGUCUGGGUAGUUCGUCGCGUGUGCAGACUCGCGGUGCACUGCCUCUUCACCAGGUCACGCAGCGAUAGUUAUCAAGUCCGUAGAUCCUUCGAGAAGAUCGGGCCACUACUACUUGUCACACGUGAUCCAUAGACGUGUGCGCAUCAUCUGGCAUCAGAGCCUCCGUUUACUCGGUAGGAUCAUUCUUAUUUUUGGUAGGAUAGUUUAUUCAUUUUCCUAUAGUCCACAAACAGCCCACACCACCAGCAAAAUUAUAUACUAAUGAUUUCAAUUUUGCAUCAGAAUUUAGUUUGCAGCUUCGACUUUUGAUCCAUUGAGAAUUAUCUUGUUGCUGAUUGCACUUGGUCUGAGUUCUCCUAAUCUGAAUUUCGUUUUUUUUCUUUUUCUCCUCUUUCUUCUGUUGUUUCUACCCCACCCAUCCCACCCUUGAUUGCUUCCAAAUCAGCCUACCAAUCGGCACCAAUACUUUGUUUGUCAUUCUGUGCUACCCUUAUUGAAAGUUGUAUAUCGCUUGUUCGGAGGUUCUAAAAAAAAAGUCAAAAGAAAAUAAAAAAAGAGUGUUUCAGUUCAAGAAAAAAAUAGAGUUCAAAAGGUGCUUCGGCGGCGCACGGAUCGGCGGGUGCUUCGUCUCCUGCCCGGGGCGGCCAGGUGGCCGCGGCUGCAGGGGCCAGGCCCGCUCCCAGGAUCGUCCUCCGCCAUCCGCAGCGUUCGGCCGCCCCGCCUUGUCGUUCUGAUUCGGAGGGGUAGCAGAGGUUCGAGUCGCGCAGGGCUUGGUGCGCAGCCGGCGUGCGGCUCGAACUCCCCGGCGUCCAGUCCCCGUCGACCUGGUCGGCAAGUGUUUCAAUUGCUUCUCCACCGCACAUAUCGCAGUCCAGUGCCGUCAAAGAACUCGGUGCUUCCGCUGCAAGUCUUUGAGGCACCGGUCCUCUGUGUGCCCUGGGUUGUCCCGUGCAGGCCCUCCGGCGAAGCGUGUUCCUGUUUGGCGGCGCGUUCGUGCAGUCAAGGAGCCGGCUGUCGCUACCCUCCCGCAACGGUCUCCUCCGGCGGGCUUGGCCGGUGGCGCGGCUGUCAGGUCUGCAGCGCCAAGGCGUGUGUCGGUGUGGCGGCGUAUCUCUAUCAUCCCGGAGCCGGUUGACGCCGCCCUUUCGCAAUGGUCCCUUCCGGCGGGGGUGACGCGUGUCAUGGCUGCCGCAGCACAGCAAGGGAAUUCUGCGAUGAUGGCGCUUGGCUCGGGUGAUGGUUCGGACUCAAGGCCGGGAAGGCGCCGGCGUCGACGUUCGCGUUUCCGUCAGCGUGUAGGCCAAGUGAUUUCUGACGCACCUCCGGAGGCCCGGCCUGUUGUUUCUUCAGAAGUUGUGCCAGUGUAUCCCCCUGCUUUUGUGCAACCUCUCCCUUGCAUCAUCAACUGGACUGAUCUCAUUGCUCGGGCUGAGGAGGACCUUAAGCAUGCGGUGAUCGUGAAUGUCAGUGGCGACGAGCCGUUGGCCGAUGCGAGUGUGGUUGCUGCAGCCAUCGCUGCGAGGAUGGAAAUCGAGCCGAACAGUUUGGUUCUUCGUCGUGCUUCUGCUUCAAGCUACCUGCUGGUUCUUCCUGACCUCGUCUCAGUGGAUCAUCUGGUUGGUCUCCAGCAGCCGCUCCGCAAUGGCAAUUUCAGCCUUUUGUGCAAAAAAUGGAGUCGUCUGAUGGGUGUAGCUGGGAAGGUUCUGCCUUGGCCGAUCGAUGUUGAGCUCCGCAACAUUCCCUCCCAUGUGUGGGAAACAUCGACUGUGGAACAUCUGCUAAGCCCGCAUGCCUGGGUUCAGAACGUGCAUCAGGACACUCUCAACUUGAUAGAUUUAUCAGUCUUUCGUUGCUUAGCAUGGUGCUCAGACCCUCAUUUGAUCCCUAGUUCCAGAAAGCUAUGGGUUAGUGAGCCACCGGUCGCCGUCGAGGAGGAUCCGCCGGUGAAGCGUGUGCUGGAGUAUGAUAUUGACAUCCGUUUCUCCAUCCGGUUUCACCCUGAUGGUUCUGCUGCAAACCCGCCUUCCCCGCCUGGGGAUGACGACGACUCGGUUGAUUCUCAGCGUCGGCGUCGUAGUCGCCGUCUGCGCUCUCCUUCGCCUCCACGCCCCCCAAGCCCGGUUGCUGAUGGUGUGCCCGGUGUGUCUGGCGCUGGUGGGCCUGUCCAGACAUGGGUGGCAUCUGCUGAAGCAUGUGUAGUCCCUUCAUCGGCCUUGCCGGGGCUGGUCUCUGUUUCCCAGGUGGCCACUUCUGUCCCGCGUAGGCUCCCGGUCUUGGAUUUUGGAUAUUUAGGGAGCUCGUACAGUUGGUGUGAUUGUAGACUUCCUUCAUCUUUGGGAUCUUUUAUUGGACUUUCAGCUACAGCCGGAAAUUGAGGACAGACAUAUAUGGAUGUUCUCCUCUAAUGGGCAGUAUUCAGCUAAGUCGGCUUAUGAUGGUUUCUUUUUGGGUUCUACCGUCUUUGGACCAUGGGAAAGGAUCUGGAAAUCUUGGGCACCACCUAAAUGUCGCUUCUUCAUGUGGCUGGUCGCACACAACAAAUGUUGGACGGCUGAUCGCUUGGCACGUCGUGGGCUGCCCCAUCUGGAUUAUUGUCCUUUGUGUGACCAAGAAGAAGAGACUAUUGAGCAUCUUCUUGUCCAUUGUGUUUUCGCAAGGGAACUAUG
Sorghum bicolor (sorghum) is the source of this 4861-nucleotide messenger RNA. RefSeq lists its product as uncharacterized. NCBI's taxonomy places the organism in Eukaryota, Viridiplantae, Streptophyta, Magnoliopsida, Poales, Poaceae. The transcript is spliced from 5 exons. Bases 3377 to 4570 code for a protein of 397 amino acids. The record is from RefSeq and is a predicted model, not a curated record.